AAGCAACACUCAUCAUCACAAAGCAUCCGGAGGCAGGAAGGGGCUUGUUGUGCGGAGUAGGUUUAUGAACAUAAGCCUCUCUAGGGGAUGGCUGGGUAGCAAGGCACCCAGUCACUUCUGAAAUCAAGACACGCUUCUUGGCUGGAUCCUGCCAGUUCAUUUGGAAUACAGCCUCAGCGUUGCGGCAACAAAGAGGAGAUACAAGGAAAAGGAAGUUUCUAAGGUUGGCGGACAGAAGCUUAUUUCCAUCCACUGGGACCAUCGGUCGCUGCCUGUCUCUGCAUGAGUUUCUGUUCCGGGAAAGCUCUGCGCUUCCCCCGCCGCCUGUUCUGCCUCUGCUGGAUCCAAGUGGUACGGAAGUGGAAAGGAGAGACCGAGACUGGGCUUGCUCCGAGCCGAGCGCUCCCCCUCUCUCUUGUGUAAUUUACGCUACGCUGGUAAGGCCGACGGCUUUGCCGGAGCCGGGAGUGGAGAUGGGAGGGACGAAGAAGCAGCCAGCGAAGGGAGUUUCUUUUGGGGGGGUUGUCAAGAGGAAGCUUCAGUAGCAGCAGCGACAAGAAACAACUUCUCUUGCCCCGGAAAGACCAGCACUUAGAUCUGGCUUGUGUUGUACAAAACGGAGGGGAGAGAGAGAGGCAGACAGAGAGACGCACAAAGGCGGAUUGGAUAUUACGACUUGCAACCAGACGCACACACUUGUUUUGUCCCUUGUGCGCGCGCCUGAAUAGGCUUGCUUCCUUCUCCACCACAGCUUCGCCCUGGAUCCGAAUCGGGGAGAGGAUUUUACAGCUGCUGCCAGUUCUUACUGGGGAAAGGCGGCAGCGGCGGCGGGGAGUGUUUAGAAAUACGCUGCGUGGAUGCCCUUCGCUUUCCCUUCCCCCUCCAGCACGGCGUGCUGCUGCUUUCGCAGGGAGGCGGUGUGGCUACCAGCUGCUGCUUUUCCUGAGGAUACUACCUUUGUUUUCUUCUCUAGUGCACUGAAUUUCUACCCCCAGUAACUCCUCCGUUGGUCCGGCUGGGGGGCAAGUAAGGGGCAGCUGCUCCUGGUAGUAAGCGGCUGCCUUCUCUUUCUCUCCCUCCUCCUCCUCUCCCCCCUCCCAGUCCCUUCCCUCUACCCACCCCCGGUGUACUUUGCUCUGCUGCUGCUGCUGCUGCUGCUGCCGCUCCUCCUCUUGAGGAAGUUUCCUCCCCCUCUCCUCCUCCUCUUCUUCUUCCACCACCACUACCGCACUUCCCCAUUUUUUUACAGCCUGCCCACCCGCCAACUCCUGAGGUGGGGGAGAGAAGGGCUGUUAUUACCAUCGCCCCCUGCUCCACAGUGGGGCUGGCUAAGCUGGGCAGAGCCAACCCCCGGCCCCUGAGCGAGGCCGAAUGCCGGUGGCCGCCAACUCGCACCCCCGCGCGGUGCAGCAGCCCGACGCCCGCCCCUUCCCUGCCUCCGCCCGCCUCCGGGACCGGGACCCCAACAAGCACCACCACCACCACCAAGGGGCCAGCGGCGCCGAAGAGCGCCCGGAGCCCCAGCGCCACGGCCAGGCCGGCGGUGAGUCGGCGGGUAGGGCAGGCGGUGGUAGAGCGGCAGCUCCUUCCGGCGCCCCUUCGUCGCCCCCUCUGCUCGUUUUCUCGCCGUCUUCCCCGCCGCUGCCUCCUGGCGGGGGUCCUUCCCCGCCACUGGAGCCCCCCAGGACUCGCUCCCGUUCCCGCUCCGGAUUCUUCAGCCUCCUCGCCAUGAACGGCGGCGCCACCGCCACAGCUGCUGCAGCCGCGCACUUCCAGCCGCCGCCGCCCGCCCCGCCGCAUCUCCACGGGCCGAGUCUGCCCGAGCUGGGUGCCCGCAGCCAAGGCAGAGGGAGCCCCGCCGGUCACGGGCACCCGCGAGCCCCGCCAGGAGCCAGGGCGCCCGCGCCAGGUGGUGUUGGUGCUUCCUUCCAGUGCCAGCUGAUUCAUCAGGACCACAUUUGCACUGAUGACAGUGAUAAGAGUGAAGACAGCCCAAGUCCCAAGAGACAGCGCCUUUCUCAUUCAGUCUUUGACUACGCAGCAGCAUCACCAGCCCCAUCACCGCCAAUGCGACCAUGGGAGAUGACAUCAAAUAGGCAGCCUCCUUCAGCUCGAGCAAGCCAACAUCACUUCUCAGGGGAAAGAUGCAACACACCUGCACGCAACAGGAGGAGCCCUCCUGUCAGACGGCAGAGAGCAAGACGAGAUAGAUUGUCUAGACAUAAUUCCAUUAGUCAAGAUGAAAACUACCAUCUUCCCUAUGGACAGCAACAAGCAAUAGAAGAACCCCGAGCCUUCCACCCUCCGAAUGUAUCUCCCCGUAUGUUGCACCCAGCUGCUCAUCCGCCACAGCAGAAUGCAGUGAUGGUUGACAUUCAUGAACAGAUCCACCAGGGCACAGUCCCAGUUUCAUACACUGUUACUACCGUGGCCCCACAUGGGAUUCCACUUUGCACAGGCCAGCACAUACCAGCUUGCAAUACACAGCAAGUCCCAGGGUGUUCUGUAGUUUUUAGUGGACAGCAUCUUCCUGUCUGCAGUGUGCCUCCCCCGAUGCUUCAGGCAUGUUCUGUUCAGCACUUGCCAGUUCCAUAUGCAGCAUUCCCACCCCUUAUUUCUAGUGAUCCAUUUCUUUUGCAUCCUCCGCAUCUCUCUCCACAUCAUGCUCCACACCUGCCACCUCCAGGUCAAUUUGUUCCCUUCCAAACACAACAGUCGCGGUCGCCUCUUCAAAGGAUAGAAAAUGAAGUAGAGCUGCUUGGAGACCACCUUCCUGUGGGGGGUUUUACCUAUCCACCUUCUGCCCAUCCGCCAACAUUGCCUCCCUCUGCCCCUCUCCAGUUCUUAGCACACGACCCUUUACACCAGGAGGUGUCAUUUGGAGUACCUUAUCCACCCUUUAUGCCUCGAAGACUCACAGGACGCAGCCGAUAUCGAUCCCAACAGCCAAUACCACCUCCCCCAUACCAUCCCAGCCUACUGCCAUAUGUGCUAUCAAUGCUUCCAGUGCCACCUGCAGUUGGACCCGCCUUCAGUUUUGAGUUGGAUGUAGAAGAUGGUGAGGUGGAAAACUAUGAGGCAUUACUAAACUUGGCAGAAAGGCUGGGAGAGGCCAAACCAAGAGGACUGACAAAAGCAGAUAUUGAACAACUUCCAUCUUACAGGUUCAACCCAAACAAUCACCAGUCAGAACAGACUCUGUGUGUAGUGUGUAUGUGUGAUUUCGAGUCGAGGCAACUACUUCGAGUCUUACCAUGUAACCAUGAGUUCCAUGCCAAGUGUGUUGACAAAUGGCUUAAGCUCAGAAAUAUUACCACUAGAUGCCACCAUUUCCCUGUAAAUUAAUGGAUUUUGCAUGGCACUGAAAGAGCUUCAAUGGAUAGAGAACUGCAAAUCGUACCUGCCCCAUCUGCAGAGCUGAUGCUUCAGAAGUGCAUCGUGAUUCAGAAUGACCAGUCUAAGAGCACAAUUCUACUUUGGGUGUUCCUAGUCACAUGUGUAUAUAUAUAUGAACUCUCCAUUGAACUUAACCCGUGUGGCUUCCAGCCUUCCCUUUACACAAAAAGGGUCAAUGGACCUUCCUUUGCACUGUGUGAUUUAAUCAACUAUAAAGCUUAUAAUUAGUCUUCACAAUUAUGGGAUUGUUAUACUAACUGUGUGAUUGGAACUCCAAAGAUUUUUUUUUUCUUUUAGCUUAAUUUCGUGUGUGCACUAACAUUCCCUGGUUUUUGUGUGAUCAUUCCGACUGUUGCUGCAGGAUUACAGUGGAACGUGAUCUUCUAGCAUGUGCUUUUAUAUAUAUAUAAAUAUAUAUAUUAAAAAAAUGGUAGCUCCAAACAAUAUAGCAAUCUACCUUUAUAUAGAGCCUUCAGAUACUGUGAGUGGGAAUAAACAGUGCGGGUGGGUGCGUUGAUCGCAGGGUGUCUGUGUGUAUGCGGGUGCGCAAGUGCUUGGAUGGAAGUGUGUGAGAGGACUUAUAUACCAGCAUGUACUGAGGAUGUAUGUGUGUAGUAUUAAUUAUGCUGCAAUGUAUAAUCUUGUGUGUUAUUUAAACAGUACUAGUACUGUACACUGGUUUCUUUCUUUGCGUUUGCAGUUGCACACUGAAUGCUAAGGGUGCAGCAAUUAUAGGCAUUUAAUAUUUCAUCCCCACCAUGUAUUUAAUAGUAGUAUAAAAAGGCCUUUUUACUUUUAUUCAUGCGGCAAUUAUUCUUCCCAUUAUUUGGAGAUCAUGCCUUUCGUUAUAGAGCAUGAUUCUUCCGUUCUAACGAUAAAUACUUAAUUAGCCUCAUUUUAGGCUACCAGAAUUUCCAAGUUUUAAAGCUUGUAGCUCAUAACUAACUUUAUAAGGGGCUGCAGCAUUGCACAGUCAGAUAGCAAUAUUAAAAUUCUCAACUGAUUAGUGAAAGUUGAUGCUGUCCUCUCUUCCUUUAAAUUCUUCCAGCCAACAUUGGGUUUUUUUAUCAGUUGAACUUUGAAACUGGAUUUUUAUUUGAGAUACAGAAGAUGUCAUUUUGUUUCCAUUUUUUGUAGAAAUGGAAACUGAGAGUAUCUUUUGAGAGUCUUGGGCAAAUACGUCUUGCAUUGUUAGCCAUAUACCUGCUAAAUAUGUCGUUUAGCUUACAAACACUGGCAUUAAUUCACAUUCCUUGUCCUGUACAAGCAAACUUAUGUACCAUUUUUAAAAAAAACAUAAAGUGGGGUUUGUUUGUAAAGCCUUCAACCUCAUGAACAAAAUGAAAGCACUUUCUUAGGAGUAGGAUGUGUGGUUUCCCUCACCCCAGCCAUGGUACCCUGUUUAAUACUUUCUUUGUUUUACUGCCCGGCAAAAACAUCCUAGGAUACAGUUUCUAGCUAGCCCUACGUCUUAGUAGGUUUUUGUAUGAUGUUGAGGCAUCCUCAUUGUCAUAUGGUAGUAUGAAGAAUAUUCAUCUUCAGGAAUGGGCUGGUAUAUGAAAUCAAGGAAAACACAAUAAAUGCUGUGAAUCUGGAGUUGACCUCCUUUCAACUGCCUUCUGAAUAACAUCAUAUUGCUGGGAGGGGGGAAGGUUGGCAUCACUUAACAUUUCAGACUGUUAGCAAUUUUACAUCCCCCCCCCCCCCACGGCUACAAUAUUUCUCCAAUUGAUGCACAUUUUAUUUUUGGAUCUUUUUACUUUUCUACACUUUAAGCACCAGAAGUUUGGAUUGCAACAGCACAAGCGCUGCAGCUAGCAAUAUUGCUGCAACCUGCUGCCAGUCAGCUUUAAGUUCCUUCUGUGUCCUUUCUGAUGCUUCUGUAUGCUGCUAUGUGUUAAGUCUGUCUCUUCCUCCUGAACAGUGUUCUCUGUGCUGGAUUGCCUCCUUGCUGAAGGCUCUGCUGACCAAUCGCAGCUUGUGGUUCUGCAAAAUUAAAAAGCACAAUUUCCUCUUCUCAUUUCAGAUCUUGUUGCCCUUUGUUCAGUAGUUUUAGUCUGUCCUUAGUGUUUAAUACUUAAGGCUAAUGAAGCAGAUGGAGCAGUGUAACAUACUGUGUGUGACAGAUUUACAACCGUUACCAUUUCCCCUUCAGUGUGCUCUGAUGAAUUGUUGCGUUUAAAACAGGUUAAAUUGCACAUAGUAAACUUUAUUUUUUUAAGCAAAACAAAAUCAUGGGCUGGGAGGUGGGGAUAAGUGUAUGCCACACGCGUUUUACAAUACUUCGGGUCUUUUUUAUAUUGCUGGACAAAAAAACUUUUUUUUACUUGUACAAAUCUAACCAUAACACUACUCAUGCAGUGUCCCAAGUUGUCAAAGCAUAGAAAAACAGCACUUUCUCUAACAGAUAAAAAUGCAUAAUUGACAAGGCACAUAAUACCUACUUAUGAGAGGAAGGUGUCCUUAGCUCAAAACCUGGAUCCAUCUUGCAGUGUAGCGUCUUGGUGGGAGGGGUUGGGUGGCAGUAGGGACUAAUUUGGUAAUAUACUGAACUUAAUUGUUGCACUCCUGUGGCUGAUCUUUGAAUGACUUUUGUUUGCAUGGGACUCUUGCAGAAGUGUGCAGAUUUGCUUCCUGUGGUUAAGUGUGUAUAAGCGCACACAUGCAUGUGGUCUGAACCAGCUCAGGCUGGCUGCAAUGGAAUCCUUAAGCUGUUGCUGCUGGCAGAAGAGGGGAAGGGGAUUCAUGCUCAGCUGUUAACUGCCAUGUGUUAUGCACAUUUGUGUGUCUAAUGCCACAGCCCUCAAUGGUGCCUGAGCACUCGGUUAUGUUGAGUAGCCUUUUCCCCUUGUCCCUGCCUCACCCGCUAAAGGAAGAAGAAAAAAGUUGGCUUUAUCAUGUUGGCACUGCUGGGUUUUCUUUUGCAUGAAUUGUCAACUUAAUUGACCUUUUCCUAGCUUUUUUUGGUUCUAAAAAUGGGUAUAUAGGCCAUCUCUGAGGUCUCACUUUGUAGCUUUCUUUACAGAUUAUUUUGUGCAAAGUAAUUUCUUUUGUAUAGAGUUUUUUUGUACAGUCUCCAGAAUGUGAUAUUUGUUGCAGCUGUUAACAUUUACACCUCUUGUAAUAUUUGGGAUCUACCAACUCUUUAUUUUGCUUUCCAAAAACAGGUUACAAACUCAGUUACUGUUAGGCCUUUCUAAGAGAACUGUGGUUCUCUCUUUCCCUGUGCCCUCCUUUGGUACCUUCAGUUACCUCAUUUUGCUAUUUUUAUGUUGCAAACGUCUAAUUGUGAAAGCUUAUGGAUUUUGUUAGAAUCAUAUUGGUCAAGUGUUUUCUUUAAAACCAUACUCCAUUGUAUCAUUUAACAUGUAGUUUUAAAUGUAUUAUAAAUAUCUGUAACCAAAUCAUUUGAAGGCUUGAUAAAUUUUUAACAAAAUUUGUACAUUUUUAUGAGAGUUACUAGUAAUGCUUUACUAAGUAGUGCAAUGAAUUUUUAUUUUUAAUCCCUGUGCCCAAUUUUGGAGUUGAGAGGGUUGUUCAGUAAUAAAUGUAUGAUGUACACUUAUACAA
Molecule: messenger RNA, 6966 nt
Organism: Hemicordylus capensis (graceful crag lizard)
Lineage: Eukaryota; Metazoa; Chordata; Lepidosauria; Squamata; Cordylidae
Gene: RNF38
Product: ring finger protein 38
Exons: 13
Coding region: 1372-3345 (657 amino acids)
Source: RefSeq, a predicted model, not a curated record